Messenger RNA from Odocoileus virginianus texanus, 1915 nucleotides. It is a transcript of the gene SFT2D3, whose product is annotated as SFT2 domain containing 3. NCBI's taxonomy places the organism in Eukaryota, Metazoa, Chordata, Mammalia, Artiodactyla, Cervidae. The record is from RefSeq and is a predicted model, not a curated record. Gene Ontology annotation, cellular component: membrane. Gene Ontology annotation, biological process: vesicle-mediated transport.
AACAGCCUACAGCGCUCAGCCCUGCCUCCCAUCCCCAGUGCUUCUGGGGCAAGUAAAUAAAAGGCGUGUACAAGAAUACACUGCUGUAGUACUUAACUAGGUUGCACUUUACAUCACUAAAGACUUCCAUGCCAUCAUAUUUAAAUUCACAAUAGACACUUAAAAAAUGGGUUUUUCAGCCAAAGGCUUCUACAUCCACAAAGGCUUUCAAAACACCUUUACUGCACUCAGACAGCUGUGACAAUCAGGUCAACAUCCGUUUGAGUGCCUUUGAUGUAGCCUUCCAGGUCCGAAGAAAAGGGAGAUGAAAGAGAACUUUUCCUCAAGCUGCUGGCACUGCUUUGAACAAAUAAACUGUCACAACUGGGACAGAUGAGAACUCAGAGAAAGUGCACCUAAGUGAGAGAUGUAAACAAGACGUGCAGCUUACUCUGAAUGUCUGACAACCAGACAGAGCAGCGAAACCAGAAGUCCUAGCAGACACCCAGAUGGCUGUGACCUACACAACAAGCCAAGGAACUUCAAGGAGGUUCUCGAAAAAGAGCAGGGCUGUAGGAGCCACCUCAGAACAGAUUAGAAAUUAACCGGACAUGAACAAGCGCUUCAGAAUUAUCUGAUGGGUCAGGAAACCUGUACCCAGAGGGGUAUCAGAACCAUGACGAUGUGGGCCAAAAAUAUAAAUACAUGACCUGGGGUUGAAACAAUAAUAUUGCCAGACCUAUGCUGAAACGGGUAAGAGAAGCACAUCAGCGGGAGUGGGCGGUUAACUCUGCUUCAGCUCUGUAGUUUUCCCAAAGAUACCACUUAUGACCUGCAGCGUGAGCUUCUUAAAAAAUGAAAUUAUAGAUCAGCAUAGUUUUAAGACGGUAUACCCUUUCUCCAUUUUCCUCCAAUGGCCAAAUAUUGGAAAACUACAGCACAGAAUCACGAUUCUGAUAUCCAUGAAGUCAAGACACUUAAGUUUUUUUCAUUCAUAGCCACAAGAGCUCACGCCCCGUAACUUCUAAUGCUGUUAUAAUUCACCCAAGCUCUGUCAGCGCCUACAGCGGACACCGAAGAAAGGUAUUCAGAAACUACACGCAGUGAUCAGCCGCGGUCCCAGCGCUAGUGCCGGCCGAGACCACGAAGGCAGCGGAACAGAAGCCCCGCCCCUUCCGUCCCGGCGGACUAACAGCAGCCCGAGGUCCGGGCAGUUUCCAAAGCCGACUGAGUAGAGCCGGAAGUGGGCGGCAGCUCCCCGCCCCCCGCAACUACGCGGAAGCCUCCAUCCAACAUGGCGGACCUCAACCGCCAGCUGCAGGAAUAUCUGGCGCAGGGGAAAGCGGGCGGCCCAGCGGCCGCGGAGCCACUGCUCGCCGCGGGCGAGGCGAAGGAGCCCGCGGCGGGGGCCGGGGCGUGGUUGGGCCGCGCGGGCCUGCGCUGGACGUGGACGCAGAGCCCCGCGGAGCAGGCGGCGGGACAGACGUGUCUGCCCAGCGUGACGCGCACUCAGCGGCUGAUGGCGAGUGGCGUGUGCCUGCUGCUGGCUGCGUUCUGCUUCGGCCUGGCCGCACUCUACGCGCCUGUACUGCUGCUACGCGCCCGGAAGUUCGCGCUGCUGUGGUCGCUGGGUUCUGCGCUGGCACUAGCGGGAGGCACACUCCUGCGAGGCGGCGCAGCGUGUGGACGCCUGCUGCGCGGAGAGGAGGCGCCCUCCCGGCCCGCGCUGCUCUACGUGGUCGCGCUAGGCGCGACGCUAUACGCGGCGCUGUGUCUGCGGAGUACGUUGCUCACAGCGCUGGGCGCCUGCGCACAAGUGGCCGCACUGCUGGCCGCGUUGCUAGGCGUGCUACCGCGGGGCGCGGGCACCGCUCUGCGCAUCACGCUCGGGCGCUUGGGCCCAGGCGCCGCCCUCGCCAAGGCACUCCCCGUUUGA